AUGGUUUGGAAUCGCGCUAACGGAGUCGGCCAGACUCUAAUGGAGAACUGGGUCGAGGAACGUGCUGUCGGCGAAAAGAUCGUCGAGGAGCGCGAGAACAUGGCACGCGUCAGCAAGAUGGGCCACUCGGGCAUUCUCACGCACGGCUCGACAGCCUUUCCAAAGGCAACGUCCUACACCGAUACCUUCACAGCCUCGCAUCGUGAUGCCAGCAAGCACUCGGUUGGCAAACGGCGACAGAUGCUCGAAGCCGAGUUGAUGAAGCAGGCGCUGGACGAGAUGAAGGAGCCACCAAUCGAUCGUUCGGCCAAAGACUGGCUUUCUACCAACCACUCGGACUACUCCCACAUGGACUACUACGAGCCCGUGCGCGAUCUCGGAUCUGUCCGCCCAUCACAGGAGGAGCUGCAAAAACACGACAUGCCGGUCACCUUCUGGUCCGACCAUGCGGUGCGAGGCCACGGCACUGUGAUCUGCAGCACCACAUCCAAGCAACUCACCAACCUGGGCAUUCCCGUUGGCGAUGAGCAUCUGUGCGCCAUCAAACGCUUUGGCCGCCAUACGGCCUUUACAACUCCGAUCGAGGAAUUCAAAGGCGGCCCGACCAAAAUGCUCUAG
Polychytrium aggregatum is the source of this 618-nucleotide messenger RNA. RefSeq lists its product as uncharacterized. The transcript has 6 exons. The coding region runs from base 1 to 618 and encodes 205 amino acids. Gene Ontology annotation, biological process: positive regulation of transcription by RNA polymerase II. Gene Ontology annotation, cellular component: nucleus; cytoplasm. Lineage: Eukaryota; Fungi; Chytridiomycota; Chytridiomycetes; Polychytriales. Gene Ontology annotation, molecular function: microtubule binding. The record is from RefSeq and is a predicted model, not a curated record.